Messenger RNA from Oryza brachyantha (malo sina), 1089 nucleotides. RefSeq lists its product as uncharacterized. The record is from RefSeq and is a predicted model, not a curated record. NCBI's taxonomy places the organism in Eukaryota, Viridiplantae, Streptophyta, Magnoliopsida, Poales, Poaceae. Bases 1 to 1089 code for a protein of 362 amino acids. The transcript has 2 exons.
AUGCUCUUCGACCUCCUCGCCACCGUCUUCCACACCUUCCGCGAUCCCGCCGACCUCAUCCGCUGCGGCGCCGUCUGCCACUCCUGGCACGCCGCCGCCGCGCCCGUCCGCGACCGCCACCCUCUCCUGUCCGCCCGUCCGCCGUCGUCGUGCCUAGUGUACGCUGUCUCGGGGGAGGGCCAAGGCGACCGGUCCCGCGCCGCCACCAUCUUCUCGCUCGACGGCGGCCGCACGUAUGAGGUCACCCUGCCCGCUGAGCCCCCGAUCCGCAACAGGUUCUGGCUGGGCAGCUCCCACGGCUGGAUCGUCACCGCCGACGCCGACUCCGCCGAGCUGCACCUCGUCAACCCCGUCACCGGCCAGCAGAUCGACUCUCUCCCGCCGGUGGACACCGUGGAGCACGUGAGGCGCUGCCACAACGACGACUACGACUACGAGAUCGUCGAGUACAACUGGACCAUGGAGCAGCGAGACGACGCUCCACCCACUGAGGUGAAGGCCGGUGAGCUCGCCGGUUACCUCCUCAUGCGCGCCUUCCUCUCGUCGGACCCGGCAGCGGAUGACGGCGACUGCAUCGUCGUUCUGCUCCACACGCCGUGGUAUCAGCUCUCGUUCGCGCGGGUGGGCGUCGACGAGCGCUGGGCCUGGGUCCACCUACCCGACUCGGACUUCUACACCGACGUCGUGUACAACGACGGCGACGGAAUGUUCUACGCUCUGACGCACCAAGCCGCCAUCCACGCCUACGACUUCUCCGGCGGGCCCUCCGCCGUGCGCCGAACGAGGCUGGAGGAGACAGCGACGCUGGGCGACGGUGGUGAGAGCCACGCUCUGUUCAUCGGGUGCAACCCUCCCUUCUGGCUGCCCGCCGGAGCCGGCGUGCUUGCCAGCCAUGUUUAUCACUCAGAUAACGAAGAGGAUUACGCGCUGCUCUACCCGGAGGCGCCCAGGGACAUCGACGUGUACAGCGUCGCCGACGGCAGCUUCUCGCCGUUCCGUCCAACCCAACCAUGGCUAACUGGCCAUUACCAACUUGGAUUGUUCCUAGCCUUAGCUACUACGUACCAUCAAGUUAGUUAUAACAACUAA